Molecule: messenger RNA, 4008 nt
Organism: Zalophus californianus (California sea lion)
Lineage: Eukaryota; Metazoa; Chordata; Mammalia; Carnivora; Otariidae
Gene: PWP2
Product: PWP2 small subunit processome component
Exons: 21
Coding region: 831-3611 (926 amino acids)
Biological process (GO): maturation of SSU-rRNA from tricistronic rRNA transcript (SSU-rRNA, 5.8S rRNA, LSU-rRNA); ribosomal small subunit assembly
Cellular component (GO): Pwp2p-containing subcomplex of 90S preribosome; small-subunit processome
Molecular function (GO): protein binding
Source: RefSeq, a predicted model, not a curated record
AGCGGGGCGUGGCCGCGCUGUCAGCCUGUAACCCGCGCGGCGGGCCGCGGGGCCGUGCGCGGCGAUCCCCGGACGGGAAGGAGAGGGUCCCGGCCUCAGGCUUCAGGUGUGGGCGGGAGAGAACGGAGCCCCGGCGGGGUGAGCGGCGGCGGGCCAGCGCGGGCUUCCAGGCCUGGUUCCCGGCUCCAUGCCGCGGGAGCCUGCCCUCCUCUUCCUCCGCGGGCGGGUCUCUCGGCCGCCCCGUGGGCGGGGACGCUGGAGGUUGACGCCGUCCCUGCCCCUGCUGUCUCCGGCUCGGCCUGGCCCCGGCCGCAGCGCGGGCCUUCUUCAGCGCCACGCGCCCUUGCCCCGAGACCCAAACCUGGAGCCGCGGGGUGGCGGCCCUCCGCCUUCCCGUAUCCGGCUCGUCUCCGUUCCGGGGGCCACCUGCCCGUUCGGGACGCCGUCACCUAGCUCGCCUCCCUGCUUCCCCUGUUGUCCCCACGGUCAUUAACAUGGUCUGAAACGCGGGAAUGGGUCACAGCAGGCCUCUGCUUACAGCCUUGCCAGCUGGCCGGGCGUCUCCCCGUGCCCUCCUGCAGCUCCAGACGCUGGCCCUGCCCACUCCUUCCGUCUAGGGCCCAGUCUAGGCGGCCCUCCAAGGGUCUGUCCCUGACCCACCUCCGAACCAGCUCUCCCUUCUCGUGCAGCCUUCCAGGCACUGCACACACUCUGUAAUUAGCUCUUCCCUGCCCUGCCUGCCCGGGGUAGAAUAGGAGGGCAUCGAGGGCACAGACCCUGGGCACAGCGACAUCUCCAGUGCACCCUUCAGUGCGCGAACCAGUGAGUUCAUGGAUUGGACUCCGGCAGGUUACUUUGCUGGGGAAGCGUUGAGCUCAAGAUGCCGGUUUUCAAAUUUGCUGGGGACAGUCUAUCGGUGUGGAAAUUUGAAUUUUACGUGCGAUGGAAAUUCAGUGAUCAGUCCUGUGGGAAAUAGAGUCACUGUAUUUGACCUUAAAAACAACAAAUCCAACACUCUGCCCUUGGCUACUCGGUACAAUGUCAGGUGUGUAGGGCUGUCCCCAGACGGCCGCCUGGCCAUCAUCGUUGAUGAAGGGGGGGACGCGCUGCUGGUCAGCCUGGUGUGCAGGUCCGUGCUUCACCACUUCCACUUCAAGGGCUCAGUGCACAGUGUCUCCUUCUCUCCUGAUGGCAGGAAGUUCGUCGUCACAAAAGGCAACAUCGCUCAGAUGUACCAUGCUCCCGGGAGGAAGCGGGAAUUCAACGCGUUCGUCCUGGACAAAACCUACUUUGGGCCGUACGAUGAGACCACGUGCAUCGACUGGACAGACGACUCCAGGUGCUUUGCGGUCGGGAGCAAGGACAUGUCCACGUGGGUGUUUGGAGCUGAGCGCUGGGACAACCUCGUCUACUACGCGCUCGGGGGGCACAAAGACGUGAUCGUGGCCUGCUUCUUCGAAUCCAGCAGCCUAGACCUGUACACACUCAGCCAGGACGGCGCCCUGUGCGUGUGGCGGUGUGACACCCCCCCGGAGGGCCUGCGGCUGAAAGCCCCCGCGGGCUGGAAGGCGGAGCUGCUGCAGGGGGCACGGGACGAGGACGAAGAGGAGGCGGAGGAGGAGAACGCCGUCCGGGCGAAGGCCGCGCCGGCUGCCGCGGAGCAGCAGGGAAAAGUGAAAUACUCUCGGCUGGCCAAGUACUUUUUCAAUAAAGAGGGAGAUUUUAACAAUCUGACAGCCGCGGCGUUUCACAAGAAGACCCACCUCUUGGUCACUGGCUUUGCCUCUGGGAUCUUCCACCUUCACGAGCUCCCCGAGUUCAACCUCAUCCACUCCCUGAGCAUCUCUGAUCAGAGGAUCGCUUCCAUCGCUCUCAAUGGGUCCGGAGACUGGAUCGCCUUUGGCUGCUCAGGCCUGGGCCAGCUGCUGGUGUGGGAGUGGCAGAGCGAGUCCUAUGUGCUCAAGCAGCAGGGCCAUUUCAACAGCAUGGUGUCCCUGGCCUACUCCCCCGACGGGCAGUACAUCGUCACCGGCAGUGAUGACGGCAAGGUCAAGGUGUGGAACACUCUCAGCGGCUUCUGCUUCGUCACGUUCACAGAGCAUUCGAGUGGGGUCACUGGCGUGACCUUCACGGCCACUGGCUAUGUCAUUGUGACCUCUUCCAUGGACGGGACUGUGCGUGCCUUUGACCUUCACAGGUACCGGAACUUCCGCACCUUCACGUCCCCGCGGCCCACCCAGUUCUCCUGCGUGGCUGUGGACUGCAGCGGGGAGGUCGUUUCUGCCGGGGCCCAGGACUCCUUCGAGGUCUUCAUCUGGUCCAUGCAGACAGGCAGGCUCCUGGACGUGCUGUCUGGUCACGAGGGUCCUGUCAGCAGUCUGUGCUUUAAUCCCGUGAGAUCGGUCCUGGCCAGUGCCUCCUGGGACAGGACCGUGCGCCUGUGGGACAUGGCGGACAGCUGGAGGACCACGGAGACGCUGGGCCUGACCUCGGACGCUCUGGCUGUGACCUUUCGCCCUGAUGGUGCGGAGCUGGCUGUGGCCACCCUGAACUCCCAGAUCACCUUCUGGGACCCUGAGAACGCCGUGCAGACGGGCUCCAUUGAGGGCAGGCAUGACCUCAAGACGGGCAGGAAGGAGCUGGAUAAGGUCACCGCCAAGCACUCAGCCAAGGGGAAGGCCUUCACCACUCUGUGCUACUCUGCGGACGGCCAGAGCGUCCUGGCGGGAGGGAUGUCCAAGUUCGUGUGCAUCUAUCACGUCAAGGAGCAGAUCCUCAGGAAGAAGUUUGAGAUCUCCUGCAACCUCUCCCUGGACGCCAUGGAGGAGUUUUUGAACCGAAGGAAAAUGACAGAGUUUGGCAACCUGGCGCUAAUCGAGCAAGACGCUGGGGUGGACGGAGCUGUGAUACCACUGCCGGGUGUAAAGAAAGGUGACAUGAGCUCUCGGCACUUCAAGCCUGAAAUCAGGGUGACAUCGCUUCGCUUCUCUCCCACCGGGCACUGCUGGGCGGCCACCACCACCGAGGGGCUCCUCGUCUACUCCCUGGACACCCAGAUGCUGUUUGACCCAUUUGAACUGGACACCGGCGUCACCCCCGUGAGGAUUCGGGCGGCCCUGCGCCAGCAGGACUACACCAGGGCCAUUCUCAUGGCCUUCCGCCUCAACGAGAGGAAGCUGCUGCAGGAGGUGCUGGAGUCGGUGCCCUGGGACGAGGUCGAAGUUGUCAGCUCCUCGCUUCCUGAGUUGUACGUGGAGAAAGUGCUGGAGUUCUUAGCUUCAUCCUUUGAAGUGUCUCGCCACUUGGAAUUCUACCUCAUAUGGACUCAGAAAUUGCUCCUGGUGCACGGGCAGAAGCUGAAGUCCAGAGUGGGGAAGGUGCUGCCGGCCGUUCAGUUCCUUCAGAAGAGCAUCCAGCGGCACUUGGACGAUGUCUCCAAGCUGUGUGACUGGAACUGCUAUAACAUCCAGUACGCUCUGGCCGUGUCCAAGCAGCGGGGCCUAAAACGCCCCUCCGAACCGCUGGGAAGCGACGAGGAAGCAGACGCGUCCGAUGACACUCUGCACCUGCUCGGCGCAGGACAGGGGGAUGGGGACGGGCAGCUGGUGUAGGGCCGGCCCCGUUCCCAACCCUGCUUGUUUCGGUUAAGACCCCCGAAGAGACGGAGCCCCGUGGCCUGCGCCCGGGAAGCGAGUGGGAGGGCGGUGCAGAGACACCCACGUGGAGGACUCGCUUUUCCUGUAGGCGCCAAACACGGCUGCAGCGCCGGGGCCAGCCGCCCGCUCCCCAGGCCAGCACCGGCUUGGCACACGGGCCUGGGGACCCGCGUGGUGUGAGCAGAAUGAACGUUGUUUGUCUACUGUUGGAAACGCCUCUCUAGAGACGUGAAUGGGGUCGUUUUUAUAGACUGGAACUUUGUAUGACCGAUAUUUAUAUUUUUAAUACAGUUUUGAUGAUAGAGAUGAAAAAAUGAGGUUUUGUGAGAUAAAAGUACGGAUUGAAUCUGAA